Molecule: messenger RNA, 3829 nt
Organism: Lentinula edodes (shiitake mushroom)
Lineage: Eukaryota; Fungi; Basidiomycota; Agaricomycetes; Agaricales; Omphalotaceae
Product: RAM signaling pathway protein-domain-containing protein
Exons: 7
Coding region: 348-3707 (1119 amino acids)
Molecular function (GO): protein binding
Source: RefSeq, a predicted model, not a curated record
GUAUAUAUAUAUUGGGAUAAUUUGGCAGAGCCAGUUGUAAAUAUCAAAGAAAAUAAUUGACAUAGUUAAAAUACUACAUACAUAUGUUACAGUUACAGACGUACACGAAUAUUGUAGCUGCGUAGGUAUAUACAGUAGGAUACAAAAUCCAAGUAAUAAUGUGUUGAAUUUGCCAACCUCAAACAGGAUCAGCGCCAGAGCUAUGUAAGGCUUUAUGCAAGCGCCAGAUCAAGAAGGUUGCCCGAAAGUUCUCACGCCGUUCGUUGUUGGUUUGGAACAGGAACAGCUGUUCAUGACCUGUGCUCCGCCAACGGCCUCCUUCUGAACUCGCCUGUGCUCCUCUUCACAUGUCGCUGCUGGACGCUGAGCAUUCAGUGCAUCCAUCGCCGGACUCUCGGAAGAAUGGUUCAUUUCCGCCCAUUUCUCUCAAUUCAAGCCACAUACAAGAAGCUUUAGCCCGGUCUAAUGAUGGGGGAGUAACACUUGUGCUUAUGAAGAAGAAUCUUGCGGACGUCGGCAGCGAUGCUGCAGAGGAACUCGCCACCAUCGGCCGGGAGUUUCCUGAAAACGAGUGCAGGGUCCAGAGGAUAUCGCUCGGACACAACCGGCUAACUACUCUACCGAUGGAAUUCGCCCUGCUCUCGCGUCUGAGGUAUUUGAAUCUGAAGAGCAACUGCUUCUCUGUGUUUCCGGACGUGCUCACACUCAUGCCUGCUAUUGACACCCUCGACAUUAGCCAUAACAAGAUCAAGCGUCUGCCUUCGCAACCUGGCCAUCUUGUCAACCUGCGAGUGUUUUGUUUCUCUCGGAAUAAAGUUACCAGGCUGCCUGUUUAUCUAUCCAGGUUUCGCAACCUGACAGUUCUGCAGGCUGACAAAAAUCCUAUAGAAUGGCCUCCCAAGGCUGUGAUGGAGCCUCCAAACAUGGUUGCUGACGGAGCGAAAUUCUCUAUCAGUUGGAUCAAAAGCAUCCAGAAGUGGAUUGAAUCCGAGACUACUUCUGAGAUCCAUCCUCAUGACGACUCUGGAUUUAGCGAACAUCACGAUUUGGAAAGCAGAUUGGACGAAGCUUAUUCCGCUUGGUCUUCGCGUCUUCCUCGCACUGACAGUGAAUUUGACGAUGGUGUCACUCCUCACGCCCGAUCGUUUUCCAUUGAUUCCAAUUUCUCUAUGUCUUCGGCCACGGAAUCUGUUAAUCUUGACACCCCUGCGUCUUCAUACGGACAAUCUGAUCGACCACCACCUCUACAUCUAGGUAUACUUCAGUCAUAUAGCGAGGAAGCAUCUCCAACGCGAUCUAUAGAAAGUUAUUUGCCCAGCCCCGCUGAGUCAGAUACCUUUUUUGAUAGUACGUCUACGCAUGACCACGCUGACUUGGACCAGCAAUCUCAGUCGCAGCAGCAGCAGCAACAUGCUCGCAAUGCUUCCUACGCUGCCGGGAGCAUUCGUAGCUCGAAUCGCCCGGACUUUCUGGGAAAGAAGAGCAUGCCUGACCUUCGUACAGCCAAGCUCAACUUCUCGAAAAAAUCAGUUCCGGAUUCCCUUCAGCAUACGCGUGUAGAUCGAGGAUUUACUGCUAAGUCUUCUUCCGCCAAUUCUCCUUCCACUAGCACUCCCACCAACACUCACUCACACCGACCGAACCUUCACCACCCUCACGAAGACUCUUUUUCUAUACCCUCCCCUCUUUCUCAAAGACAGGACUCGAGUGGGAGUUCAAAUACUUCCAAUUCUCGUGCUAUCCGUGGGCCAUUUUCGGUCGCCAAAGAUAAAGAUUUUAUAGCUCAAGUAUCUCCAACUCGAGCGGUCCCUUCCAUGGCGUUCGAACGGAAUUCCUAUUUUCGACGAAUAUCCUCCCUUCCCACUGCAUCAAUUUCAAAUACUCUGCCUCCACCGCUGCUUAACCUGGUCGACACUGCACGCAGUAUACUCUUUGCUGUAUGUCAAAUAUAUCAGACCCUCGAGCACUACACUCUCCAUCACACAAUUGAUGAUAGGCUUUCAUCAGUAUUGAAAAAGGUGUUGCACCCUGCCAGUACAGAUAUGAUGCAGUUCAUCAACUCACUGGAUCGAUUCGAUGCAAUGAGUCGCAAGACUGUACCUCCUCCCACAGUAUGUCGUGGAGUAGUUGAGAGUUGUCGAGACACGGUCGCGGUGUUCGGGAAAACUGUGGGCGUAUUAUCCCUGCAAUUAAAGGUGAUCGUGAGCGUGGAUGAUUUGCGUUAUGUUAGAGCACUCUUGAUUCAACUGUAUAGUGCCGCGGCAGAGAUAUCUCUUGCGUGGCAAGGGAUGAUACCGCUGAUGGAUUCUGUUAAACCCUAUCUUCAUUCGAAGGCGUUCCCAACCCCAUCGCCACCCAAUCAUGUUGGUCUUGGGAAUAUUGACAACAAUCUGUAUCAUUCGCCAGCUUCAGCUCCUCUUUUACCUACUUCGUUGUCGUUAUCGGAAGGUAGUCCUUCACAUCUACUGUCCCUUCGGGCCAACCCAUCGGGCGUGAGAACACAUACAGCUAGGCGACACGCAGGUUCGUUUAGUUCGAAGGAUGUGGAAAUCGGAAAAACACUUCCCUCGUGUGAAGAGAUGCCCUCCUUAUCUGGUGGAAUAGCGCUCCAUACACCUACAUUACGGACUCCCAAACGGAAGAACGGCUCUGCGACAACACCGACGACAAUGCUAACCAUCCAGGCACCUUCACCGACUGGUCCUAUCUCGUUGUCCAAUUCCUCUUCGUCCCUAACCACUUCUACCAUUUCAGUCUCAGCUUCCAUAGCCGAAUCCUCUCGUGCGGUACACAGUGCACACUCCCACUCCCGUUCUGGAUCUCAAACUUCCAUAAUUGCAGGAUCCUCCUCCAAUCCAUCCUCAUCUGCUGCGUCGUCUCCAUCAUUACCACCCCCUAAACCGACGUCGUUCUUGGAAUUACCCUCGACGUCGAGAACACUAGUAGAUAAUGAGGCACUGCAAGCUGUGCAGGCUGCGGUUGAGGUGGCUCCUACAGUGUGGGAUAUGAUAGAGAAUGUGCUACUCGGCAACGAGGAAGGUAAAGGAGUCAAGGCUGGUGUGAACUUGCUAGAGAUGAAAGAGAGCUUAAACAAUGCCAGAGCGAUCACGAGUAGGUUAACGGAAUGCCUUCAAACCAUGAGAAACAAGGAGGGAGGUGAUGUCGGAUCAGAGAGGAAGAGUUUGAGAGAGGAUGCUCAUUUGUUUAUGAAAUCUGUUGUGCAACUAUCCAACGCCAUCAAGAUAUACGGCGGUGCUCGCUCUUCAGCUCUACGUACCAACAUGGUCAAAUUGACUAACUCGACGGAGGAAUUUGCCAUUCUCCUCCACGUAUCAUCUUUUACUCCUUUGCCGGCACCUACUACUGUUGCAUCUUCUUCUACUUCGAUACGACCAUACUCUCCAUCUCCCAUGCUCAAUGCAUCGACAAAUCUGCUUCAUUUACCGGAGAUAGAAAAUCGAGGAUUAGGAUUGGGACCCGCACUUUCAAGGAGUCGGAGUGCACAAGGUUCUACAACAAAUAAAUUACCUCCUUCGCCUGCGCCAACAGAGGCUCCGAGAAGUGCGCAGCCGCUGCAAUCAUUCAAAUUACCAGUGAUCAGGCGCUUGAGGGACAGGGAGGCGGCGAACGGCUUUAGAAUAGAUGGAAUUACUGGCGGUACUGGGCUUCAUGGUAAUGGUAAUGGGAUUGGUAACGAUCCUGGAUGACUUAUAGUGUAUUUUAUAGUUUCGUUUUCGGUACUCAGGUUGUAGUUAUUUUAUCCUGCCCUCCCUCCGAUCCUUUGCAUUUGUUCUCUUUGUCGGUUGCUAUACUAUUCGUAUAUUUUACU